This is a messenger RNA of Prorocentrum cordatum, 699 nucleotides long. Lineage: Eukaryota; Dinophyceae; Prorocentrales; Prorocentraceae. The record is from the annotation of a GenBank genome assembly.
AUGCGCGUCGGCAUGGACGUUGACGGCCUGUGCGAGCACGCAUCGUGGUUGGAAGGCCUGCUGCGUCUCGACCCGCGCGGCGGGUUCUUCGACCACAUCGACGUCGCCAAGGGCUUCUACGGCAUCAUGAAGGCGCCGGCGGAGAACGUGACGAGGGUGAGGGCGAUCUCCAGGGCGACGGGCUACCCCGUCGACGGGCUCCACGACUACUGGGCGCUCAAGACCCGCGUCAUGUUGUCGCACCUGAGGAUCAAGAAGAAGGAGCGGGAGCUCACCAGCACUGCGAUCGAGAAAGCGCAGCCCGAGCUGAGGUCGAUGCUGUCGCUGAUCUCGAGGCCCUCGCCGUCGCCGCCCGCCAAGCCCAGCAGAUCAGCAGCGCAGCAGGAGCCAGUCCAGAACCCGUUCAUCAACUACAGGGUUCCCGAGCUGUUCACAAGCCCUCCUCAGACGGGCGUCGGCUUCGGGAGCUCGUCGGUCCUGGACUCCGACGGCGACGAUGACGACGAGGACAAUCAUCCGAUCUUCUGCCACUUCGAUGGCCGUGCCAUCCAGCUCGUGCUCUCCAACGGCUCGGCCAGAGAAGCUGAAUGGUUUCGCGUGAGUGGUGACGGCUUCGUGAUGGGCGUGUGGGACUCCGUGAAGGGCGCCGACGGCGAGCCGUACUCGUGGGAGUCGGAGCUGUCGGCCGACUGGCUCGGA